Molecule: messenger RNA, 3610 nt
Organism: Sturnus vulgaris (Common starling)
Lineage: Eukaryota; Metazoa; Chordata; Aves; Passeriformes; Sturnidae
Gene: MAP3K21
Product: mitogen-activated protein kinase kinase kinase 21
Biological process (GO): protein phosphorylation
Molecular function (GO): protein binding; JUN kinase kinase kinase activity; ATP binding
Source: RefSeq, a predicted model, not a curated record
AGGUUGAGCGGGCGCUACCGCGUCGGCGGCGCUGCUGCUGGUGGCCGCCGGGGCUGAGGUCGCUCCCAUGGCUCUGCCGGGCGCCGGGGCGGCGGCGGCCGCCGGUGGCAGCGGGGGUCCGUGCCCGCUGUGGACGGCGCUGUACGACUACGAGGCGAGCGGCGAGGACGAGCUGAGCCUGCGGCGAGGGGACGUGGUGGAGGUGCUGUCGCAGGACGCGGCGGUGUCCGGCGACGACGGCUGGUGGGCGGGGAAGAUCCGCCACCGCCUCGGCAUCUUCCCGGCCAACUACGUGACCCGCCAGCCCCGCGGCGGAGCGGCGACGGCGGGGGGCGGCGGGCUGGGGGACCCCGCGGGGAGCCUGACGGAGAUCGACUUCCAGCACCUGGAGCUGCAGGAGAUCAUCGGAGUGGGGGGCUUCGGAAAGGUGUACCGGGCCACCUGGCGGGGCCGUGAGGUGGCCGUGAAGGCGGCGCGGCAGGACCCCGACGAGGACAUCACGGCCACGGCGGAGAGCGUGCGGCAGGAGGCCAAGCUCUUCUCCAUGCUGCGGCACCCCAACAUCAUCGCCCUGCACGGGGUCUGCCUGCGGGAGCCCAACCUCUGCCUCGUCAUGGAGUUCGCCCGCGGCGGAUCCCUCAACAGGGCCCUGGCCGCCGCCCCCGGGGCCUCGGCCUCCCGCGGGGGCCGCCGCAUCCCCCCGCACAUCCUGGUGAACUGGGCGGUGCAGAUCGCCCGUGGCAUGCUCUACCUGCACGACGAGGCCAUCGUCCCCAUCCUGCACAGGGACCUCAAGUCGAGCAACAUUUUAUUGCUUGAGAAGAUGGAACAUGAUGACAUUUGUAAUAAAACUCUGAAGAUUACAGACUUCGGUCUGGCUAGAGAGUGGCACAGAACAACCAAAAUGAGUGCAGCAGGAACUUAUGCAUGGAUGGCUCCAGAAGUUAUCAAGUCCUCCAUGUUUUCUAAAGGAAGUGAUAUUUGGAGUUAUGGAGUGUUGCUAUGGGAGCUGCUUACAGGAGAAGUGCCUUACCGUGGCAUCGAUGGCCUCGCUGUGGCUUACGGAGUAGCUGUCAAUAAGCUUACUUUGCCCAUUCCAUCCACCUGCCCUGAACCAUUUGCAAAACUAAUGAAAGAAUGCUGGGAGCAGGACCCUCAUAUCCGACCAUCGUUUGCCUUAAUUCUUGAACAGCUUACUGCCAUUGAAGGGGCAGUUAUGACUGAAAUGCCUCAAGAGUCUUUCCACUCCAUGCAAGAUGACUGGAAAUUGGAAAUUCAGCAGAUAUUUAAUGAAUUGAGGACCAAGGAAAAAGAGCUUCGGUCACGAGAAGAGGAGUUGACAAGAGCAGCUCUUCAGCAGAAAUCUCAAGAAGAAUUACUGAAGCGCCGUGAGCAGCAGUUAGCGGAACGCGAGAUCGAUGUACUGGAGCGCGAGCUGAAUAUCAUGAUAUUCCAGUUAAACCAAGAGAAACCCAAUGUGAAGAAGAGGAAGGGGAAGUUUAAAAGAAGCCGGUUAAAACUCAAAGAUGGACACAGAAUUAGUUUGCCUUCAGACUUCCAGCACAAAAUAACAGUGCAGGCAUCCCCCAAUCUGGAUAAGAGGAGGAGUUUAAACAGUAACAGCUCUAGUCCAUCAAGUAGCCCCACAAUAAUUCCUCGUCUUCGAGCUAUACAAUUGAUUCCAAAAACAGAUACACACACAGCUAAUGGCCGAAGAAACAGUGUAUAUGUGUACCAGCAAGAUGUAGAUAUCACAAGUGAAUAUGAACUUCCCUGUGGGGUUAUGAAAAAAGGCAAGAUUUCAUUAUGUUUCCAAGUAACUUCAGAUGAGAGCAACAGAACUUGGGGAAGGAGCACAACAUAUCAUCAAGAAGAGUUUGAAGAUGUGAAGAGAAGUUUUAAAAAGAAAGGUUGUACAUGGGGACCAAGUUCAGCUCAAACAAAGGAUCGUGCAGAUUGUAAGGACAAAGUAAGACCCCUUUCAGAUGGCAGCAACCCUUGGUCAACUGUUUUAAUGAAAAAUCAGAAGAGUGUUCCCUUAGCUUCACUAUUUGUGGACCAAGGUGCCUGUACUGAUAAGAAACUUAUCCCUGAAGGUUUGGACAGUAAAAGACCAAAGCCAAUUAAGUUGCCCAAUCAGGCCUAUAUUAAUCUACCUCUUUGGAAAGAUGAUCAGGGAGAGAACACAGUAGAACACGAGAGCUUUGAAGAAGGAACCUCUGCUAGUUCUACAAACAGUACUCCUCAAAUGACACCUACAAACAGUCUGAGCAGGACACUGCACAAAAAGAAGACUGAUUCAGUGCUCUAUGGGUGUGCUGUCCUCCUUGCAUCUGUUGCCUUGGGCUUAGAUAUCAGAGAGCUGAAUAAAUUGCAGGGUCCAGAUGAACUCUUGCCUAAAGAUGAGAGGAAGAAGCGUGAUGGAAUAUUUCAGCGUGCUUCAAAAUUCCGCAGGAGUGCCAGCCCUACACGACUGCAGUCCAAGAAAGAGGAAACAAGUAUUCCAUGCCUAAAUCCAGCUGCAGAUACUGUGAAUCUCCUCUCUAUGCCCUCCGUUUCCACAAAAUGCCUACUUCAACCUGAUGGUGAAGAUGCUUUUGUAAGCACUGUGCUUGGUGAUUGUGGUCGAUGUAGUUCCACUGACAAUUUUUCAUCGCAAACUUCUGAAAGUAAGAGAGAACAAAGGAUACAGCUGGCUCCUAACACCGCUUCGACACAAUUGAAAAAUCAGACUUUUAGUCUUGGUCUGAAACAAGAGUCUCAAAACGUGCCAAAAGAUUCCUCCACAAAGUUAAGUAUGUUGGGUCACAGACGAACCUUAUCAGAUGGGAACCAUUUUCAGACCACAGCUAACGGAGUUGCUUCAACCCAUGAUGUCUCCAGACUCCCAGUCCUGUCAGUUCCUGGAACUCUGCCCUCCCCAUCUUUUCAACAAAGAAGCAAUCACAGUGGUGUUUCAAAUGAAAAGCAGAGCGCUGUGAAUACUAUCUCAAGGCCUCGACCUUCUUCUCUAAGAAAUAAAAUCGAUGCAUGGCAGAUUAUUCCACGUAUGAUUAAACCAAACUCUAAAGACUCUGAAUGUUUAGAGGGCAAUGUAGAUCCAGGUGUUAACUUUUUGCCAGAUAUUGAGGAAAGAACUAACUGCCACAUGCCCUCGUUACUUGAUAUUGAUGUGGAAGGUCAAAAUAGAGACUGUACUGUGCCUUUAUGCAGAAUGAAGAGCAAAACUUGUCGGCCAUCUAUAUAUGAACUGGAGAGAGAGUUUCUGUCCUGAGUGCCUUUCAUUUUAAAAAUGUUUUCUUCACAAAGGGGAACAAACAUAAGAUUCCUGUUCGUCUAACACUUUGUGCUGCUGUUUUCUGAUGUACUGUGACAAAUAGUACCAAAAUUAUUAAAAUGGGCAGCUAAUUAAGUGUUGUAGGUGCCUUUUUUCAAAUGUUCAUUGAAAUCCCAGCUAGUAACUCUAAAAGCACAAUGCUGCAAAUCGUAUUCUAGGUGAACUUUGUAAGUAUAUUUUGAAUGAUUAAAAUAAAAUGCCCACCUCCCUCUGUUGUGUCACAGAAGUUUUCUUUAGGUUUGAGAGGUUUUGCUAGAAAUUUAAUUUUCGCAC